AUGCAUGCGGAAGGAGCAAGUUUGCGCGUCGAAACGUUUUUCGAAGAAUUUUUUCAAAGAUAUAUCUUGAUAUAUCAGAUAGUUUUAACUUUUUUUGUUAUUUUUACAUUUUGAAAAUGUUUUCAUUCAUUUGAAUCAGUUUUACUUUCUUGAGGGAAAUGGAAUAAGUGAAUUAAUAUUUCUUUCGAAAAAAACCAAGGCUUUUUUUGCUUCACCCAUGGAAUCCUGGCUUUUGGUGUGAGCCCUUUCUGUUUUUUUUUUAAAGUAAAAACCUUAAGUUAACCUUGAAAGAAAACACUGCUUCAAAAUUUAUUUUCAAAACGAUCGUUUCUCGAAUAUAACCUUGAAAUUUUUUUCUAAUAAAUUGCAAAGUCUUCAGAGCGAUCCAGAGAGCAUAAGAAGGGUGUGACCAUCAACUUAUCUUACGCAACCGACGUCGACACUUCUGGAAAAGAGAUGUCGCCGAUGAGACCUAUCCAGUUCUGCGUGUGUCAACCGACCGCCGUCUACCCAACAAGUGACAACUUUUAGCUUCUUAUCUCCGUCGCCGAACGCCGCUUGUCCGUUUUUAUACCCUAUCCGAUGUUUUCUUUGUUUCUUCUUCAAUUUCUCGCAUCAAUUCAUGACAGGUGUCAUCUGAUAACGUCUGUGCGAGAUUUCACGGUGGCGUUUUUUUAAAAAUAAAAUGGAAACCUCAAAAUAAAAAUUAAUUUUUUGGACCUUUUUUUCUAGUUUGGAAGAGAUUGAAUGCGUUUAUUUACUAAUUGUAUCAUCACAAGACGGAAAUUUUUCGCACAUAGUGAAGGACCUACAUAGAGAUUUUGAAAAAUUUGUAAAGAAUUCGAGGACUUUAAUGACCUCACUUUUCAGUAACUUUUAAGGCUAUGAUUAAGUGUGAAGCUUCAUCUUUCACAUGUCUGCACGGAACUUGUACGCGAAAUUUAUAAAACUUGGUAAAUUUCUGUCAUCAAGAAGCCGUUUUGAUUACCCAUUGUGUCCGGUAGAUUUUGGACCAAAUUGCCUUUCAAGAUUUUUAACCGUUUAUCUUCCUCUUUUCAUCAUUGAUGUCUUUUCAUGCCGACUCCGGCCUAUUUUAAGGCAAUUAAACGAAGUUUCAGGAGAAUGUCGCAGAACCCGAUUUUCUUCUUUUUUGUCACCUUCUGUGUAUCGACUGCGAUUGAUGCUCGGUCGUCCUCGAAAUGUCAGGACACAGAUAUGAACUGUCCAGUUUGGGUGGGCUUUUCGAAAAUUUUUGUGAAAAUAGGACUUGUUUAAUUUUAAAAAAAUAACUUUUUUUUUUCCAAUUUUUCAAGGAAAAAACAAACGGAAAAAAUGUCUUCAAAUCUAAAUAAUUUUUUUUCCUCGUUGCUUGACAUUCUGCGUUUCAAUCUGCAAUUUUAGACCAUCUUCUCCCUUUUUUUCUUAGCCCUACAUCCGUUUUUCAAGGUAGCAUCGAACAAAACGGAUUGCGACUUUGGUGAACUUGUGGUCAAACAUUGCGUCAAGUCUUGUCAGACUUGUGGGCCUGUCGUGGAACCUCGUGAGUUCAUUUUGAUUGAGUUUCGAAACACAAGAAAAGGAUGUUUUGGAGAAAAGAUCAAUCUUUGUUAGCACGGGGACGUUGAUCAUCUUUCCGAUUAACGCAUCCAUCUUUUUUUGUGACACGGAACAAGUGGGAAUUUUACGUCAUCUGAAUGAUUACCUUUGAUCUUGAUAAGACAAAUCCUUGGUCCUUACUUUAUGAAAAGAUGUUUAGAAAAAUCCAAUGGUAAAUAAAAAAGUGGGUUUAUGGGCCCUUAUGGGGGCUUAGAUACGUUUUUUUUUUAGGAAAUCAUAACUUACUAGAAAAUAAACACGCAAAGUAACUAUAAAAUAUCUAGUGUAGUGUGAUUUUUAAAUUCAAGACUGAAAAGUCGUUCAAGAGACCUUUAUAAGGCUUCACCAAAAAAAGUUCAUAUGAAAAAAGAGAACACCAUGCGUUUUUUUAAAUUCGUAGCUUUUAUAACUUUUCAUUUCAGAAUAUGACGUCAGAAGGUUACCGCCCAAUCUGAAGUCUGUGGCUUGGCUUGUGGGAAGAUGGCGCUCUGAAUUUGGUGGCAAGGUAAUUUUGAUUUUCGAUACUACGAAAAAAAAUUUCCAAUUGUUUCAACUUUUCAUCUUGAGGCUUUCUUUCCAACGAUCCCCAAAUUCACGUACGGCGAACAGUUAGACAUUUCAAUAGGCGAAGUCUCAAUGGGCGCUCCUCUCUUGAAUUACACGUGAGUUGAAGUUUUUCAAGACAGACGUUCGAAACAUUUUGGAUCACUUUCGCUAUUUUUAAUAGGAAAAAUAAUUUUUAAGAGCUUUCGCAUGGGACAUAAGCAUGCCAGAAGGCGAUCCGAUCGAGAUUCACUCGGAAAAUGGCUACAUUUCUGUGCGUAACGACGAAAAAAACGGCGUCGACGUCGUUUCACUGAACACCGCAAUGAGCAAUGGUCAGAGAUAAAACUAAACUUUGAAAUCAAAAAGGUUCGCAUUUCAAGGCUUCAUGACGAUCGAGGAGGGCGAGUCGGGCCCAAAUCAAAUAAAAUUCAAACUACAGAGCAUAGGAAGAAUCAGCUUUUCACAUGAUUCGGCGGUACGAUUGGUGAGUUCAAAGCUGAAUUUUUAAUGAUAUAUGGAGAAAAAGAAAAAGCAUUUUUUGAGCCGACAAAGACGCUUAUAGGUUUCAGACAUGAAAAAUGAGUCGGAUUGGCUAAAAGUUUCACAGAUACUUUUCAUUUUCCUGGGCUAGAAAAGUGCGUAUUCAUUAAAAGUUCCCUUUUCGGACUUACUUCUCCGUGCUUACCUUUCAAGCCGAGACUUGAGCUCGUUUGCUCAGGACGUUUUUUUCAUGCUUAAUGAUACUGCGCUUUUUGAGAACAGAUCAUCUUUUAUAAUGUUUCUAGUGCUGCAGAUGUUCCGCGAGUGGACGCUUCUUGACGAGAGCCAUUUGGAAGCCCGCCUUCUCAUGACCACUACAAUCACGCGACGGCUCAUGGAGCACACGGCCAUCAUUUAUAAAAAGAUUUACCCUUGA
Molecule: messenger RNA, 3058 nt
Organism: Caenorhabditis auriculariae
Lineage: Eukaryota; Metazoa; Nematoda; Chromadorea; Rhabditida; Rhabditidae
Source: the annotation of a GenBank genome assembly